Trichobilharzia szidati is the source of this 2667-nucleotide messenger RNA. The record is from the annotation of a GenBank genome assembly. Lineage: Eukaryota; Metazoa; Platyhelminthes; Trematoda; Strigeidida; Schistosomatidae.
AUGACACGUGCUACAUACGCCGGUUUAAGUCUUAUCCGUCGACUACUGGCUAGUGAAGAUAUUCUAGUAACAUUUGUUCGACGUAUAGCAACAAAUAUACAACCUCGAAUUGGUUCUGGACAUAUCGCUUCCUCUAAUGUUUCUAUCCCUCUACCAAAUCUACCAUCAUUUGGUCUUACUGUUCUACCUGUGUAUGUUUCACGUUUACUUAUGUCAACUAAUAGUGGAUCUGGUAAAGCAGAUCUAAUUCCAAUGUUGUUAAAAUACUGUUUGCUGGCAGAUUACCUACCAGACCAUACAGCUUGUGCUGUCAAUAUUCUUGGCUAUUUAGCAGCUUCUAUUAAACCGCAUACAGAUUUAUUGGCUUUACUAACAUCUGAUGAAAAAACACGUAAUCAGUUACUUGGAGCAUUUGCGCAUUUAAUUCAAUGGCCAACAAAUAAUACAACAAUUAAUUCAACCUUCAGUCAUUCGCUUGAUGAUCAAUCUACAAUGCUGCAUUAUUUAGACAAUGAUGGACAUUUUGCCUUUACAGAUGAAUGGUUAUAUGGUGACAGCGAUAAUGAAUUAGCCUUAUUACUACACACUGUUGGCACAUUUUCAGCUCGCCUACCUGCACCAGCAAGUUGUGCCGCACGGCUGGAUGCUGCUUUCCCUAUACAAACAACCAAUUGGUAUUUUCCUAAUCAAGCCUGGGAACGUUGGACAAGUUACAUGCCGUAUACAUACUUUUCUAAUUGGAGUGAUAUACGCAUUACGCAUAAUCGAAUGAUUAGCAGUGAUUAUUAUAGUACGGCAUUUGGGGAUUGGUUCUAUCAAAUUACAAGUAAUUCAAGUUCAGUACCGAUAUCGAUAUCAUUCCAUCAAAUUCUGUUGGCAGUCAUGGAUCAUCCAGCGCCUAAUCUUGUACAUUGGUUGUGUGGUUUUCGUUUUGAUAGUUGUAAAGCUAUUUCACGUUCAAAUCUACAGGAUGCUGGUAUUGCUGAUCAACAAAGAACAUGUUUGCAUAGUAUGCUUGAUUUGUUAGAUACAACCUCGCAUUGGUUACAGUCUACAUCAAGUUUACCGUAUGAAUUUGCUUGUACAUUACACUGGAUUACUGCUUUAAUUUGGCAAAUCCUGUAUAAAUUAGCCUUUGAUUCUCUGACAUCAGAACCAUUUUUACGCUUUCUUCGAAGUAAUCAUGAUUUACUUGGGAAAUAUCUACAGUCAGAUGUUUGUCAUUCAGCAUUCAGUUCAAGUAACAGUGGAAAUAUUUGUGAAAGCUUUACACCUCGUCAGAAAGCAGUACUCGAAGCUUUAUCGUUGAAUCGUAAAAAUUGGAUACUUCGUUUGUAUGCAAUUGAAUUGCGUGUUUGUGCAAUCGCCAACCAACGUUCACAUGUUACUAGAUUACUGAAAUUAUUCUUUGGCGAUCUGCUGUUCGAUAAUUCUCUUCUUCUCCCUAAGGAACAACCUAAGGAAUCCCCGUCUGUUCUGAUCAACUUUAUUCCAUUGCUUAAUGCCUCUGAAGAGUUUAUCAGUGAAUCAAAUCCAUUGGAAUCAAAAAUGUUUGAUCCAAAUCUCAUUCAUGAAGUACUGGCAAAAUCAGAGAUUGCAUGCCCACUUGUCACGUCAGAUUCAAAUGCAGCCAGGUGUUUAUCAAGAAUGAUUCAUUUUAAAAUAUUUCUAAUGAAUUUAUACAUUAAACUAGUCGGACUACGUAAUGAUCUGGAUAAUUAUACCAGUGAUGAUUUAAACAAAUUGUUAAUGUUGACAUUUGAACAAGUAUUCGAUAUUAAUAUAUCGGCGCAUCAUUUAGCCUCAUUGGAAGUGUUCAACUGUACCUCUGCGGCAGCCGCAGCCGCCGCCACCACCACGGCCUCAGCAACAAUACCAAUGCUUAUUAAACAGAUUUCAGCUGUACGUGAAUGGAUUGAUACACGUAAUGUUCAUGGCCUGCUCUUAUAUGCUGGUAAGCAGGCAGCUAUCGAAGGAUGGAGACAAGCAGUGGAAAUUAGUCUGGGCCUAAUGACUGAUCAGUUAGGCUAUGGUGGUGGUGGUGGUACAAAGCAAAUCUCUGGCGGUCAAUCGUUCUCCUCUGUAUCUAGUUAUUUGUAUUCAGAAUUGAUGAGCAGCCAAACACGUGAUGUUGGAUCUAUUAAGAGUAGUAAUGCUAUGGAUAGUAAACCACAACUUCGUCCAAUGCCUGUAUUGUGUAUGGAUGUACUUAUUCUGUUAUUAUCAGAGAUAUGUUCAAUAAAAGAAGUCCCACAGACUAUUCGGCUGUUAGCUAGUGGUACUUCUCUCUCACUAUGCUCAUUUCUACAUUGUCAAUCGGCAGUUAUCUCCGCAAAAUCUAAUAGUUCAUUAUUAGAUUCAACUGGAAUAACUAAAUGCACUUACAAUAGACAGUGGUCACCUUUACUCGUUUCAAUUAUGGAAUUAUUGAUUAAAUCAAUUGUUAGAACUAAAACAUCAACACAACGUAUGCGUGCCAAUUAUUAUGGAAGCCUAUGUUACGUGAUACGUUUUUGUCGUAGUCUGAGUCAGUUGUUAAAAGAAGAUACAACGACAAUUUCUGAUUGUAAAUCAUUAUCUGAAUGCUUCUCAGUUUUCAGUCCCUUUCUUCUUCUUCUUCCUCUGUUACUUCUUCCAUGCCGGAUACUUUACAUUCUGAUAAAAUGA